Messenger RNA from Dicentrarchus labrax (European seabass), 6642 nucleotides. RefSeq names its product endophilin-B2. Gene Ontology annotation, biological process: membrane organization. The transcript is spliced from 12 exons. NCBI's taxonomy places the organism in Eukaryota, Metazoa, Chordata, Actinopteri, Moronidae. The record is from RefSeq and is a predicted model, not a curated record. Gene Ontology annotation, molecular function: protein binding. Gene Ontology annotation, cellular component: cytoplasm; membrane. Bases 90 to 1289 code for a protein of 399 amino acids.
UGCAGCUACAUCAUCUCAGCUGAUCCGGAGGAUUCCCUCUGCAGGGAAACAAACAAGCCCUGCCUGUAUGCUCAGCUCUGUACGCCACCAUGGAUUUCAACGUCAAAAAACUGGCUUCUGAUGCAGGGGUCUUCUUCACCCGAGCUGUGCAGUUCACAGAGGAGAAACUGGGCCAGGCUGAGAAGACAGAGCUUGAUCCUCACUUGGAGAACCUGAUCACUCGGGCUGAUGGCACCAAGAACUGGACUGAAAAGAUCCUGAGACAAACAGAGGUGCUCCUGCAGCCCAAUCCAAUUGACCACACUGGUGCUCGAAUAGAGGAGUACAUCUAUGACAAGCUGGACAAGAAGCUUCCCUCCAAGGCGACCAACGCAGAGCUGCUGGGCCAGUACAUGCUGGAAGCUGCCAAUGAUUUUGGUCCAGUGACGCCAUACGGCAGCACGCUGAUCACCGUUGGAGAAUACCAGAAGAGGCUGGGAGGAGCCGAGCGUGAGUUCCUCCACACCUCCGCUACUACGUUCCUCACUCCCCUACGGAACUUCUUGGAAGGAGACUGGAGGACUAUAUCAAAAGAGAGACGACUGCUGGAGAAUCGACGGCUGGAUCUUGACAUCUGCAAGGCCCGCCUGAAAAAAGCCAAGCAGGCAGAAGCCAAAGCAGCGGCUGCACCUGAUUUUCAGGAGACAAGGCCUCGCAAUUAUGUUCUGUCUGCCAGUGCAUCAGCGCUGCUCAGUGAGGAGGUAGACAAAUCAGAGCACGAGCUGCGCGUCGCUCAGACAGAGUUCGACCGACAAGCUGAGGUCACCAGACUGCUUCUGGAAGGCAUCAGCAGCACACAUCUCAACCACCUGCGUUGUUUGCAUGAUUUUGCGGAGGCUCAGGCCACGUACUACGCCCAGUGUCAUCACUACAUGCAAGACCUUCAGAGGGAGCUCAACAGAUGUGCUAACGCCGUUGGGGCACCCCUCCCCCCUGCUGCGGUCUGCCCAAACCCCGUCUCCUCUGCUUUCCUGUCUGGACAGUCAUCUCCUGGAGCCACUGUCUCCACAUCAUCCGGCCAAAGGCCCAGCACGCUGGCUAUGGAGCAGACACAGCUCCCUGUCACAGGUGCUAGAAAAGCCAAGGUCCUGUAUGACUAUGAUGCCCAUGACUCCAGCGAGCUUUCCCUGUUGGCUGAUGAGCUCAUUACCGUAUACACCGUACCUGGAAUGGACCCUGAUUGGUUGAUCGGAGAACGGGGAAAUGAAAAGGGCAAAGUCCCGGUCACCUACCUUGAACUGCUGAGCUAAUGGAAUAAACAACACACACACAAACUCACGCGCACGCAUCCAUCUUAAACACUUAUGCAAACCUGUUUGGAACAUUUCUAUAAAUACAGAUGACUAGUGAGAGGAAGUUACAGCACACUCUCGUGUUGAGAAACAGUUUCAUUUGAUGAGGCCACAUGGAUCAUUACAGACUUACUCUUACUUAAUGUGUAUUCAGAGUGUGAUAAGGCCACAGUUAAAGCUACACAUCCUCAUUUUGUCAACAGCGCAUUUUGGGUGUUUUUGUCUAAUCAUGAGACCAUUCUGAGACCAAGACCUCGUGUUAUCCAUUAAAGGACCAGUGUAUAGGAUUUAGUGGCAUCCAGCAGCUCUAAUAUGCUGAUUGCAAACAACUGAAACCACUCUACUCAACGUCCAAGAGUGUCGGAUAAACUACAGUGGCUGCCAAACUCUCAAAAAAAAACUGCAAAUGUUUGCAUCUAGAGCCAGUGUUAAGUUUGUCUGUUCUGGGCUACUGUAGAAACAUGGCAGACUCCGCCUCUGUAGAUAAAAACAGCUAAUUUUAAUGUUAUGGAAACACAAUGAUUCUUAUUUUCAGGUGAUUUAUACACCAAUAAAAACAUACCUAUCCAUAUUAUAUUCCAUUUCUGACAAUAGAUCCCCCUAAAUGUUACACACUGGACCUUUUAAUGGAUAAUUCCAGUUAAUUACCAAUAUGUUUCAGUUAUGAUAGCAUUGUAGUCACCAGUGUAACUGCUGAGAUCUUGGAACGUGGCUAUCAGACAAAUAGACCAAUAAUUUAGCCAGAUUAUCUUUGUCUGGAGAUCUGCAAGUACCACACAGUUCAUUCAGUUUGUCUAAACAAGAGUGGCAAUAUUUUUAAAAGUUGUUUUAUGUCACAAUCAAAUGUUUUUUUGUCCUUUAAAUAUUUGGUGCCUGUCAACACCAAGUCUAAUCUGAUACCUACAUGAUGAUUCCAAUGUAUCAGACACAUUAAGAUAACAUCUGUGGCCUGACAUUUUAAAGUGUUUAAGGUGAAACUAUUUAUAUGAUAUGAAUGGAAGUUUCAUUGGGAGGUUCUGACUCCUGACGCCACACAAUCUUCUAGUGAGAAGACGCAUCACUCUGUUGGUGUAACUAUAGAUCUUUAUCUGAUUGUAUGACUGUAUUUCUUGACCUGUUGGACUUCUUUUUAGUCACGCCACUAAGUUUCAAGAUCUCAGUAGUUAAAGUGGUGAGUACAAUUACUGUUAAAACCACAAAAGGGGCAACCACCAUAUAAUAAACUAUUCCUUUUGCAGUUCAAUUCACAAUCUCCAACUGUGACAGCAAAACUGUGUAUUUCAUCAUUUGUUCUUAACACUCAGCAAUACAAAUACACCUAUCAUUUGCUGACAAUGACUUUAAAUUCAAAUGGAAUAGAAAAUCUCUAUUUUUAUGUUGGGUUGUUUGUAAACCUUGUAGUGGUGGAACAUACCAACUGGGAAGCUUGGAAGGUUUGGUUGUAUUUUUCAAAUGCAGAACUUGAUUCAAAACCACAUCAUUUGACCAGUGUAAUGAAACUUAGCUGUAAGAUUGUGAAAUUAUUAUAGUACACAGUAUGUGUUCCCGUACGUGAGUUCCUUGCCCAACACUUCCCUCCCUCAGGCUUUCGUGACUCUCGCAGACAACUUGACAUAAUGUGUACUCAGAGUCAGGUGCUAUAGCUGGUUGGUUCAUAGUUCAGACAAAUCAAAAAAUACAUAUUUUUUACCUGUAGUGCAAUUUAUACAUCUAGAUAGUUGUAGUGUGAGUUGCUGAGUUUUGGAGAUAUUGACCAUAGAGAUGUCUCCAUUCUAGCUGGAAUCAGAUGACACACGGCUUGGGGUGCUCAAAGCAGAUAGUGUAGGAACUAUUUGCUUUCUACUGAACUAUAUCCACCGGUUGUAUCACUGCACAGACUGAGCGCGUAUUUUUGAGCUAGCUAACGUUACAGCUCAGCCGAGGAGGACGCCAUGAAUGUUUAUAUCCUGCGCUGUUACGAGGCUCUCGUCCAUGAGUAGACGCACACUUCCUUCUGUGUAUGUAAAGAAAAAACAUUUCUACAUGACUGCUCACAGCAAGGUCUGUGCAUUACCUUGAGUAACUGGGUCAUGAUUUCUGGAAAGUGACAUUGCUGUUGAAUUUUAAUGGACUUUUUUGUCGCUUUGCGAACCACUAUUCAAGUGCCAUCUGGUUCCAUUAGUCUGGAGAAAAGGUAGACAUCUCUAUGGCCAAUAUUUAAAAAACAUAAUAUAGAUAAAUAACACUACAGGGAAGAGGAAAAGGAUUUUGGAUUUUGGGCUGAAGUGUCCCUUUAAGAGCAGAAUGAUUAGGGUUUGUCGGUUUGCGGUUUCUAAACACCACAUUGAAAGUUGGUUCCUCCUUCACGUCUCAACAACACCAGAAGCUCCUCUUGGAUGUGUGCUUACGAUCUGGCAGCUGGGUGAUAAGUUUUUUAGUCCCGCUGUCACACCCUGCGCGUUGUUGUUGGCGUUUUUUUUUUAGGAAAGUCCUACUCAUUCUGCCAUUAAAUGCGAAUUUCUGAAGCAUGUGUGGAGAAACAUGAUAGAAAUUUCCAACCUCAAACUUGUAAAAAUAUGACUGUAAGCCAUGCCAUUCUGCACUUAAGUGUUUUGCAACUGAGAGCAGCAGUUUGUGGUACCUGGAGGAAAUUAGCAAUCACCACUUAACAUCCAACAGGAACAUGGCACUUCUACUGUGGGAGCUGAUUCAUGUCUUGUUUGCUUAUUUUAAUCAACUCUGAUCUGUGACUAUGUAACGUAUUUAAGGUCCCACGCACUUUGAAUUCAUUUGACUGGCAGCCUGCCAGCUCCCUGACAGAGGAAAUCCCCUUAGUUUACAAAGCUUGUAGUGAGAUGGCAGGCAAAGUAACAUUUUCCACAGAGGUAGAAUUAUUUGAUCUGUCAUUUGUAUAAGUGUGGCAGCAGGGAGAUUUCUGUUUACCAGAGAUGAGCUGGUGAUGUACAGAACAAGUCACAGCAGAGAUAAAGGAAUUACUCAUCAACUUGUGAGAGUGUUGUUGACUCUUUGAUUAUAUCUAACUACAGAUGAUGUAAAGUGCUUGUUUGGAUGGUUUACCUCACCAGUGAGAGUGCAAUAAGUGUGAGUCAUAGUGUGUAGCGUUGUAAGUCUUUCAAAGGGAAUCCCCAAUGUGAUUUCACUUCCCAACAUGCUAUUAAUAGCACCUAGAGUAUCUACUGUAUCUGAGAUCCCAACUGUUCCCAGUGGAUGAUGCUGAAUAUUUUUGUGACUCCCUGAGGUCAGGCUAAAAUAUCCCUCAGUACAUAAGAAAAAAUUUCACUCCUUCCUUCCUUCCUCCAACACCACCUUCAGGACUGCAUUUUAUAUUUUUAGCUCUAUCAGUGAUAAGGCAGUAACAACAGCAGUGUGUUUUUAUAUUUUGAGUGUAUUCGCCAUUGCAUGCCUCUGGGGGGCGCUAGCGAUGCUUUAAACAUUUGGGGCUCUAUCUUGCCGAUCUGAAACGCAAGUAUCAAACGCAAAACGCAAGUAGCUUUGUUGGCGGAUCUCGGGCGCUGUUGCUAUUAUGCCGGCAGGAUAAAUGACUCUUGCGCCCGACGCAAAUCUAAAAUGGGUUGGUCUGAAGUAGCUACAUUACUCAUAGGUGUGGUUUGGGCGUAACGUACAAUAAACCAAUCAGAGCGUCAUCUCACAUUACCUUUAAAAGCAGGCGUGCUUGUUCAAUGGCGGAUUGCUAUUAUAAUGGCAGAUUUGCCAGGGCACGCCAGGAGCGUUCCCCCCCACUCCAUCUCCGUCCACCUGUUCCACCAGGAGCACAUUGCGCAUUGCCACUCCCGGACCUUGAUGUGUCCAAUCCCGCCGUAGCGCACGUCGCAUGCCUAUGAGAGGGAAAAAUAAUUAGUUCUUCUGUUUAAAUCUUUUCAACUUUUCAUUUUCAAUUUGUUUGUUUUUUUGUUUGUUUUUUUGUUCAUUUACCAACAGUUUGCUAUUGAUUUUUCUGUUUGACAAAAUGUAAAUAAAGAAAUGUCACAAAGAUAUACUUUACUAAUAAUAUUUUAGUACAUACUAAUAUUUUUCCGUGUAAUUAUGUAUGGUUUGCAAAAAUGGGAACUGCUUCCUUGUAGAUGAGAGAAGCAAAGUGUAUGCACGUUGCGCACACACUACAUCAUGGCCAAGCAUGCGCCCUUAAAAUCUGAAUAAGCGCCACUGACUUUAGACUAGGUUUUUCCUGGUCUGUUGCGGAAUUGUUUUCUGAAACAGCAAAAUAGCACCAGGGAACAAAAUUGUUUAUAACUGAUUUUAUGUUUGAGGGUUAAAGGACCAAUGUAUUGGAUUUAAUGGCAUCUAAUUGUGUAGUUGCAGAUUGCAACUCCCCCUUUACCCUCCCCUUCCAAUUGCGAAAGAGAAACUAUGGUGGCCAUGCGAAAAAUGCGAAAGGCCCUAUCUAGAGCCAGUGUUUGUGUUGUUUGGCGGACUCCGUAGAAGACAACCCACGCUGUCUUUCUUUAUAAAAUGAUCAUUUUAAGGUAACAAAAACACAAUGAUUCCUAUUUUCAGAUGAUUAUUCACCAGUGAAAACCUGGUUGCAAAUAAUAUUCUAUAUUACUUUAUUUUAUUAGACGACCAGUGUGUAGGAUUCAAUUAUAUCUGGUGGUGAAGACUGACAACAGCUCAGCCUUCCAACUGUGUAGCAGAAACUAUGGUGGCUGUGAAACUUAUGACGAACACAAAAGGCCCAUCUAGAACCAGUAUUUAAUUUGUCUAGAUAUGGUUCAUUCUAAGGUUACAAAAACACAACUUUUCUUAUCAUCGACUCUUCUUUCAGGUGAUUACGUGUCUGUGUGUGUGUGUGUGUGUGUGUGUGUGUGUGUGUGUGUGUAUAUAUAUAUAUGUUUUCAGCGGAGUACUGUGAGUUAAGAUUAUUUUGUCAGAACUUUGAAUAUCCCCUUUCUUUUUUAACCUAACAAGAACACAGCAUUUGCAGCAUGCUAAUUGUAGAAACUAGUGUGCUCUGAUUGGAUAAAACAGCCAUUUACUGUGUGUGUGUGUGUGUGUGUGUGUGUGUGUGUGUGUGUGUGUGUGUGUGUGUGUGUGUGUGUGUGUGUGUGUGUGUGUGUGUGUGUGUGUGUGUGUGUGUGUGUGUGUGUGUGUGUGUGUGUAAAUGAAUCUAGGAUUUCUAAUCACAGUUGUUUUUAUGAGCUGUGUUUCCUGUUGCUAUCAUGUUAUUAAUUUAGUGUGUUGUUACAUGCCUGGGAGAGGAACUGUCUAGAUAUCUUAUUGUCACAUUCUUGUCAUCCUCCAACUUAUGGCCACUGGUUUGAUGUGCAAUAAACAUGCAUGUGUGUUACAGUAA